AGAUGUAUCUGCGGUGAUGGCGGACUAUGUACCUGGGGAAUAACACCUCGAUAACCUCUUCCUUGAGGCCAGGCCGCACCUCUCCCACACCUUACACCAGCAGUAGCACUCCGGGCGGGGUUACAGGGGACGUGAAGGGUUAGAGAGAGAGAGAGAGGUGCGGACGGCCGAGGUUCAAUAUGCAGGCGGCGGCGUAGUGGCAGCAGCGGCGACAGUGGCGGCGGCUCUCCCUCUCUCUCUCUCUCUCACUCACUCUCUGCCUCUCACUCUGACUCUCACAGUGGUGGAGGUGUGAGUGAGAGCGCCGCCAGCAGCAGUAGGGGAUGGAGUUCGAGGACUACGAGAGCCUGCCGGUGGGCAGUGUCGGGGUGCACAUGACGGCGGGCGCCCUGGCCGGGGUCAUGGAGCACUGCCUCAUGUUCCCCAUCGACUCCGUCAAGACUCGGAUGCAGAGUUUGGCUCCAUCUCCAGAGGCUACGUAUCGAUCGAUUCGAGAGGGUUUGGUGAAGAUGGUCAAUUCGGAAGGAUUGUUAAGACCGAUGGGUGGCGUAAAUGCUGUCAUUCUUGGAGCUGGUCCUGCCCAUGCAUUUUAUUUCUCGGCAUAUGAAGGAAUUAAAUCUACCUUUGGCUCCAAUAAUUCGCUCCACAACCAUAUUGUCAAUGCUGGUGCUGGUUGUGGGGCAACACUCUUCCAUGAUGCUGUUAUGGUACCUGCAGAUGUUAUCAAGCAAAGGAUGCAGAUGUACAACAGCCCAUACAGAUCGUGUUUUGACUGUUUGCGAAAGCUUUACCGAAGCGAGGGUGUGAAAGCAUUCUACCGUUCAUUUACAACGCAACUUGUGAUGAAUGUUCCCUUCCACGCUAUUCACAUUGUCACUUACGAAAAGUUGCAGAGCGUCAUGAACCCGGAGAGGGAAUACAACCCUAAAGCUCACAUGGUAGCAGGAGCCGUGGCGGGAGCUGUGGCAGCGGCGGUCACAACACCGUUGGAUAUGUGUAAAACGGUUCUUAAUACGCAGGAAACUUCUGCCCUGGUCCAGCUGCAGCAGUCACGAGUAAUUGGCAUUAUGGGAGCCUUCCGAACCAUCUACUUGAUAAAUGGGUUUCCGGGGUUCUUCAAGGGAAUACAUGCUCGUAUUCUGUACCAGAUGCCAGGAACGGCAAUAUCUUGGAGUGUGUAUGAAUUGUUUAAACACCAUAUGAUGGUACAAACCAGAAAUGACAGCCCAUCACCACAUUGGAACAGUGAUCUAAUUAAGGAUAGUGUAAUAAGAGACCUUGAAAGUGAUGGGGAAUCCUUAAGUAAAAGUCUUAGUGAUAACGAUGGGAAAGUUAUUGUUCAAGAAAGGCUUUUAACGCUCGGCACAACGACCAAUAAAACUGUUGAGCGUUUGAGAACUCUUCAUAUGCCUUCAUUGACUGCAAAUUGUGCAGCAGCGGACGAUAACUGGUUGGGCAAGUAGUAAUAUUGUUGGCAUUGGAAGUGAGAGAAUAUAUUUCCAUAGAAUGUGCAGUUUGUGCCUUCCGUUUGAAUAUUAUCUGGCAGGGAGAGGUGUGUGAAGCUGUUAAUAAGUUAGCAAAUGGAAGAGAGAGUGUAGCAAAACCUUGGUAAGCACGCAUUGAGUCACGAUAACAUGGCCGAAGGGUUGAUACCCGAUCCACAACUGAAAAUUAAGAAACGGCGGCAUUUUGGUCUAUCCUGGACCACUAUUAAGUUGAUUACACAACUUGAUAAUGGUUCAGGAUGGACCGAAACAUAGUCAUUUCUUCGUUUUCAGUCGUAGGUCGCGUUUCAAACUUUGGUAAUGCAUAGUUCUUUGGCCUCCAUAUAUUAAGCUUAACAGCAUAGGUAGCAAGUGGGUCCAGUUCUCAUUAAUAAUAUAAAACAAACGUUUAAAUACAAAGUAAUAAAAUUUAAGGCUCGCCCUUGCUGGUGAUAUAACAAGUUAUUAUACAGUAUUAUCACUUACAAGUGCAUAGCACAAAUGGCUUAAAGUAAUAUGAAGUCUCACUGUGUGAAAUGCUUUUUUUUUUCAUUCACUUCACUUAUAAAAGCAUUUCACUUGCUGUUUUGAAUGGAAGUAUAGCGUAAAUCUAGGCACAGAUAUGACACAAACUCGAGUAAAAGACGUUGAUGAGAAUGGCAUUAGACUUGAGUGGUGUACAUUAUAUGCAUGCUGUAUCAUCCAGCCUAUCUGUACCUGGCUUGCAGUAUGUAGUGUUGACCAUACAGGACCAUACCAGUAUAAUACUGUGCACUCAGUUUUGUAUUAUGCCGUAUUCAUUGCACAGGUCUUUUAUUUUGGUCUUCAUUUACUGUAUUUGUAAAGUUUGCCAAUUCUCUCUUUUUUUUCUUCUCACUCGCUCUCUUUUUUUUUCCCCAAACUCACUGUGUAUUGUUUAAAUAUAGACCUAAUGUUAUUUUGCUUACUGAUGCAGAUUACCAGGGUUUUGUUAUAUGGUAGUGAGCCGUCCUCUCAAUGUGCAACCAACAUACAAAGUCCAUCAGCCUAUUCUAACCAAAAAUGCACGAACCCAAGCCACCUACUUAGCCUAACCAACUGAAGCAUAGAAAACGUAGAUUUUUUUGUGAGCCGCUACUUUUUAUAGUAUAUACAUUGCGUUUGUUACGUUGGUUACCGUAAUGUGCGGUGUACAUUAUGGUAAGAUAACGUAACGCCGUACUGUAUGGUAACCGUACAUUGUUGUAUUAGUUGAGAGGACGAGUUGUGAUGGUUAAAAUGAACUCCUUCAUUUAAUGUAGUCUAGUCAGAGUUUAUGUGAGGACAUAAAUGUAUUUGAGCUAUUUGACGUCCAAGAUUGUGGCGGUGAUUUUAACCAUUUUACGAUUGAAGAGCGAGGCGUAAGAGACUGAUAAAGUGUUACUCGUUGAAAACUAUUGUGAUCCAGUCUACCUAAGAUAUAUAUACAGGAUUUCAUACAAGCUUAUAGAAUGUAAAUAUUUUUAUAGAAAGAUGCGUUUGUGGGCAACACCCGUAGAAUAUUUCCAGGAGGUGCUUUAUUCAUGUGAUAAUUGCUAAUUAAAAAGUUUUCGUGUAAAAUUGGUUUAACUCGGUUGUGGAAACGUCAAUACUUAUGCAUCAAGUCUGGAAAUGCCUGUUGUUUCACAUGCGUGAUAUAAUGAUUUGUCUAUGAUUUUGUGUCAUUGUCUUCUGUUGUCAACUUUGAAUUGUUUAAUACAUGUAUAAGUAAGUAAUCUAGUACUAGGAAAAGGUUAAACCUCGUUUGGCAUGAUUAUACCAUAGGUAAGCUAUCAUUAGAAGCCAGAUUAAAAUGAAGAGUAUAACAAUCCGUUUUAGUCGACUUGGGAAAUAUGGGCUUAUUUCUUUAUCUCCGCCUCUUCUUCAUAUAUAGGCUCUAUGAAAUAGUGUCUUAUCAUUUUUUGUGGUUUUAUUUUUUUGGUUUGUAGGUUUAAGCGACCCUUCCAUCCAGCUUUGUCAUUGUUAACUUUGUUAUGGGGAUUUCUUUGUUGGAGCAUGAUGAGUGUAGUUGUAAGGUCAGAUAUAGAGGCGUCCCCAGAGUGUAAUUGCAUGUAGAUCAGUAGGUUUUGGAACUGCCUCUAAUUCAAAAUGUAAUUUGUACUGUAUAUUCUCUUAGAUAAUCCAAAGUGAUUAGCAAUUGCUAACUAGUGUAAUUACAGCAUUGUAGUGGAUCACCUCUUGUCUUCACUCGGUCCUGUUGUUGUAUAGUACACGUUUACAGCUGAAAUCUUGCGGUACCUAUGAUCAC
Molecule: messenger RNA, 3750 nt
Organism: Procambarus clarkii (red swamp crayfish)
Lineage: Eukaryota; Metazoa; Arthropoda; Malacostraca; Decapoda; Cambaridae
Product: mitoferrin-1
Biological process (GO): iron import into the mitochondrion
Cellular component (GO): mitochondrial membrane
Molecular function (GO): ferrous iron transmembrane transporter activity
Source: RefSeq, a predicted model, not a curated record